This is a messenger RNA of Trichosurus vulpecula (common brushtail), 598 nucleotides long. Its product is annotated as small ubiquitin-related modifier 2-like. Lineage: Eukaryota; Metazoa; Chordata; Mammalia; Diprotodontia; Phalangeridae. The annotation marks the transcript as partial. Gene Ontology annotation, cellular component: nucleus. Gene Ontology annotation, molecular function: protein tag activity; ubiquitin-like protein ligase binding. The transcript has a single exon. The record is from RefSeq and is a predicted model, not a curated record. Gene Ontology annotation, biological process: protein sumoylation.
CUCCUCCUUUUUCUUCUCCUCCUCUUCCUCACCAUCAUCACCAUCAUCUUCCUCCUCCUCCUCCUCCUCCUGCUCCUGCUCCUGCCGCUGCUGCUUCUCCCCCCGUUCCCUUGGAGCGGACCAUCCUGGUGCCUCUUUUGUGAAGCGGCGGCUGAGGAGACCGCGGGACUCGCCAUGGCCGACGAAAAGCCGAAGGAAGGAGUCAAGACUGAAAACAACGACCACAUUAAUUUGAAGGUGGCAGGGCAAGAUGGUUCAGUGGUGCAAUUUAAGAUUAAGAGGCACACACCACUUAGUAAACUAAUGAAAGCCUAUUGUGAACGACAGGGUUUGUCAAUGAGGCAGAUCGGAUUCCGAUUUGAUGGGCAACCAAUCAAUGAAACAGACACACCUGCACAGUUGGAAAUGGAAGAUGAAGAUACAAUUGAUGUAUUCCAGCAGCAGACAGGAGGCGCUUACUAAAAAGAAUCUACAACUCUUCUCCAGAACUGUGCUCCCAAGAAAAACAAUACAUUCACAAUUAGAAACCAAGAUUUGGUUCAUCCACAUCCUGACUACUGCAGUAUAGUUUUCUCUCUUCUUUGAUUCCCUUCCCCCG